AUGCGCGCAUCGCCUCGCUCCUCUGUGGCCGCGUCACGCAGCGGCAACCCAAGCCUACCGUCCGGCAUCGAUACCCUCGCUCGCGUCGCAGCAGCACAGUGGCAGCACGGCCAACCUCGACCUCGACUUCAACCUCGCCUUCCUCCGUCCACCUCGACCACAGACACGCCCAGGUGCAGAAAUGCCCGCCCCUGCACAGACACCAACACUCAAUCGCACUCGGACUCUGAGGGCGAGCACGAGCAGGAGGACGGGCCGGCGCGCUCCACGCCCUCGCGCCAUGACCGGCGCGCAUCCAAAGCCUGUCAGGCCUGCCGAGCGCGAAAGACACGCUGCGACGCUCGCAGGCCCACCUGCUCCUACUGCGCAAGGCUCUCACGCACCUGCGUCUACGUCGAGGGCGACCUGCGCAAGCAGCGCCCUUCGAAGCGACGUCGCAAGGAUCCACCACCGCCGCCGUCCCCUCAGACCGCUGACGAGACCAGCAUCAACGGGCCCAGACGGGCCUCAUCGGCAGCAGCGGGCCAGUCCGAUGCUACGACGGCAGAAGACGUUGCAUCUAUGCCGCCGCUGCAAGGUCGAGCCUCGCCACCGUUGAGCGGACGUGCUGCAAUGCCGCCGACGCCGCCACUGCCGCCACUGCCGACACCGUCGGCAUCUUCUAGCCAUCUACAGCAACAGCAUGCCCCCGCGCAACAGCAUCAACAGCAACGUCGACGACGGGACCAGAUUCAGCACCAGGAGAACCAGAGCUUGCCCGGGCAGCCAGGCCAGCACCGGGCACCACCACCCCCGCCGCAGCCGCCAGACCCCAGCCAGGUCGACGCCACGACCCAGCUCUUUGCCCAGCCCGCCCCGCCUCUAUCUUCCCACAUUCUGCCCGACGAGCUCAUCGAGGCGCUCUCGGGCAAAGUCGCUUGGUUCGACGAGCUCGAGCGCAACUCUAACACCUCGUCAGCAAACGAGCUCGGCGCUGCCGGCAGCAGCAACGCUCACGCCUCGCUGCAGCCGUCCUGGUCGAAUGCGGCCGAUGUCGCCGCCCUCGACCCCAUGCUCGCAGAUCUCCUACAGCCGUCCACCACGCCUCGCCGAGUCACGGGCAAGGAGAGGGUCAUUCAGCUGCACUACUUCCGCUCGUUUGGUGGGGCCACGGCCGUCACUCAGGGCCUUAAGAAGAUCAGCGUGCGCAUCCGCGUGCCCGCCGAGCUCGAGUCGAUGCUCCUCGAGGCCCAGAACCGAAGCACCCUCUUUGACCCCGCAUCGAGCAGCCUAGACCCGCAAUCGCUCGACCUGCAUGCGCUCCUCGGCACUUCGAGGAUGGUGCCAAGUCAUCCGGCCACCGCCAGCGAGGCCUCGCCAUCGCAGGGGUCCGGACUCUUUGCUAGCAUGGCUUCAGGCCAAGGCGCAGCAUGGACGCCGCCCGCGGCUACCGCGUUGCACGAGGACCUUCCAGACCCUCCGUUGCGGGACCUGCUACUCAAACGCUUCUUCCUGCAUCUCGGCGACCAUUUCCCGUUCAUCAGCCAGGCCACGCUCGAACGGCAGUUGGCCGAGGGGAAGCGCGUCAACCCGGCGCUCGUCCACGCAAUGUGCGCCCUGUCGGCCCGCUUCGCCCAGCCACACGAGCUAGAUACAGCCUCGCCCGGAGCGGCGUCGACGCCAGCGGCGUCCGCACAUCUUUCUCGACCCUCGUCCCUCGACGCCACCACUGGAUCCUGCUCGAAGCCUCACUCGCGCGGUCUUCCCUUUGCCGAACGUGCCAAGUCGUAUGUCAUGUCGUCGAUCACCUGCCCCUCGGUGACGACGGUGGCCACGCUCGUCCUGCUCGCCUGGCACGAGUUUGCCGUCAACGCCGAGGGCGGACUGUGGAUGUUUGCCGGCAUGGCCCUUCGCAUGGCCAUCGACCUCGGCCUCCAUCGCCGCGUCAAGAAGCACUGGCUCGCGCCCAGCUCGCCGGCCGGCGCGGAUGCGGGCGAUCUGAUCCAGCGGCAGCCGCUCUUCUGGUGCGUCUUUGCCCUCGACCGCCUCCUGUCGAUCGGCACCGGCAGGCCCACUAGCCUUAAGGACUCGGAGAUCAACCUCGAGUUUCCGCCGCUCACCGUGUCGCUUCCCGCCCCGACCGCCCCGACAGGGAGGCGCGCGGAUCUGGACGGCGGCAGCGGCAGCGGCAGUGGGAACACGUCACGGCAUCGCCCAUCCGUCUUUGGCCACCUCACCCGGCUGAUGCAAAAGGCCGGCACACUCGCCGAGAUCGCCAACAACCUCGGCGACGAAGACGACCAGCGGCCGCUCGAGGAGCUCGACCGGCUCGAGGCGGCCAUGAUUGGCGACUACGAUGCGCUGCCGCCGGAGCUGGUGCUGGGCGUCGAGCAGCUGCGCCAGUCGUCGGAGCCGCGCUGCCUCCUCUCGCUGCACCUGUGGUUUCACAACCUGCUCAUCCUGCUCAACCGCCUGCCCCUCAGCCGGCUGCGCGCCAGUCCGGUGAGCGCCGACGAGAGCCGCGAGAUCCUGCGCCAUGCGUCGGCGCAGAUCCGCAAUGCCGUCCUCUAUGCCGAUGCCGUCGAUCCGACGAUCCACCUCGCAUGCCCCUUUACCAAUCAGGCCUUCUGCCUUGCUGGCGGUGUCGAGGUCGGCAUGGCAGCCACGUUGCAGCAGCACAGACAGGCUGGCGGCGGCGGCAACGGGGCCGCCAGCGCAUCCGCCCGCGCAUCCGCCGCUGCCAGCCGCACCGCCCCGUCGUGGCGGAACGGCACGUCGACGCCCGCCAUCGGCCCAGGAGCGCGGUCGCUGUUUGUGCAGGCCCAUCUGGACGCGUACCAGCGGUGCGUCGAUGCGCUGGACAGGUUGACGGAGCGCUGGCUCGGCGUGAGCUGGAUCGCCAACGCACUCAAGGCGCGCAAGAUGGAAGAAGCGGGCGGCGAGAAUGGCGGUGUCGCGGGCGCGGGCGCGGGCGGCGAGACGAUGCUGUCGCAUUCGGAGCUGAAAGUGCUACUCCGUCUCGCGGCGUCUACGGCAUCUUCGACUGAGCAGCCCAUCUCGAUCAUCGACGAUCCGUCCAGCGCCGGCGCGUCCUCGUCCUCCGGCCAGGCGCAAGCACAGACCGCUCCUCGGGACGCAGCGGCGCCGUCGUGGGUCUCGUCGGCCACGACGCUAUCCAACGCGGCGUUUGCGUGCUUCGGCCCCGCCGAGGCGCCGCCAACCUCUCUGCCGGCCGUCUCGACCAGCAGCAGCAGUGAAAGCAACACGUCGAUCUCGGCAUCUGCUCCGCAGCCGCCGCCUUCUGCGUCGGCGCUGCAUCACAUCUCGAUCAGCGACAUCAGCCACCCGGACGACCUGUCGCAGUUCCUGCCCUUCCUAUCGCACCACGCCCUAACGUUCGCAGCAUCCUCGACGACCGCGACACCGCGUUGA
Molecule: messenger RNA, 3411 nt
Organism: Pseudozyma flocculosa PF-1
Lineage: Eukaryota; Fungi; Basidiomycota; Ustilaginomycetes; Ustilaginales; Ustilaginaceae
Exons: 3
Coding region: 1-3411 (1136 amino acids)
Biological process (GO): DNA-templated transcription; regulation of DNA-templated transcription
Molecular function (GO): zinc ion binding; DNA-binding transcription factor activity, RNA polymerase II-specific; DNA binding
Source: RefSeq, a predicted model, not a curated record